AUUCUGUGAGAGAGUGGAGUGAAACACGUAAGGGAGUGUUGUGAGGUCCUUUUUAUUCUUCUGUUUCAAACAUUUGUUGCAGGUUUCAAUCAUGUCAAGCGGUGAUGACAAAUCAACCACUAGAGGCCACCAUGUGGAUGAAUCCUUCAUGCUCAAAGCAAUGCAACAACAAUUUCAGAGGCUGGACAUCAUGUUUGGCGAGAUUAAAGACAAAAUGGAGAAGCAAGAUGCAGCGAUAGCCAAGUUAUACCAAACACAAAAUGGAAGUCUGAAUUUGCGUAGGAAUGAUGCUAAUGAUGAUUUCGAUGACGAUUAUAAAGAUACAUUCAACAAUGACACCCAGAACUCAAAUUUCAGCAUGGACAGAUUUAUGAGAGGUAGAGGGGGUCAAAGAUAUAGAUUUAACAAAGGAGACCAAAAUCUGGCAAGGUGGGGAGAUCGGCAAGAUCAUGACUUAGGCAGCAUCAAGAUGAAGAUUCCUCCAUUUCAAGGCAAAAAUGAUCCAGAUGUGUAUUUGGAGUGGGAAAAGAAGGUGGAAUAUGCCGUUGAUGGAGAACUACUUGUCACUAGGCGAGCUUUGAAUAUGCAAGCCAAAGAAGAUGAUGAAGUACAACAUGACAAUAUAUUUCACGCAAGGUGCUGUCAAAAACAAGGUAUGUAGUGUGAUUAUUGAUGGUCGUAGUUGUACUAAUGUAGCUAGCACUGUUUUAGUGGAAAAGCUUAAUUUACCUAUGACGAAGCAUCCAAGGCCAUUUAAGCUGCAAUGGUUAAAUGAUUGUGGAGAAAUCAAGGUAAAUAAGCAAGUUCUGGUUUC
This is a messenger RNA of Rubroshorea leprosula, 814 nucleotides long. The record is from the annotation of a GenBank genome assembly. NCBI's taxonomy places the organism in Eukaryota, Viridiplantae, Streptophyta, Magnoliopsida, Malvales, Dipterocarpaceae.